This is a messenger RNA of Cladophialophora psammophila CBS 110553, 834 nucleotides long. RefSeq lists its product as uncharacterized. NCBI's taxonomy places the organism in Eukaryota, Fungi, Ascomycota, Eurotiomycetes, Chaetothyriales, Herpotrichiellaceae. The transcript has 3 exons. The record is from RefSeq and is a predicted model, not a curated record. The coding region runs from base 1 to 834 and encodes 277 amino acids.
AUGACUGUACCUACUCCCCUUCUCGAGGCGUUCCUCGCCGGCAUGCUCGUACUUUCGCAACCAGCUCGGGCCCAGCAUUACACCAACUGGACCCAACUCUCCCCAUGCGUGCAAUCAUGCUUCAGCACCUCGCUUCUCGAGGCCUUCGGGUCCUGCGGUUCCAUCCUCUCCAGCGGAGGCAAUGCCACGGGCGUCGACGAUUCUCCCAACACCCGACUACGGAGGUGCAUCUGCACGGAUUGCUCGUACCGCUCGACCUUGGGCGCGUGCCUGGAGAGCCAUUGCGCGGGGUCCGGUGGCGGGUCGAUCGACGAGAUUUUGAACUUGGAUGACCGGGCUUUUUGCAAUGCGAGCGUGGAUGCGAGGGUGCAGAUGUGGGAUCGCAAUUUGAUCUGGGUGGUUGAUCAGAGCGACGAUGGCGCUGGGACAGACAACCCUGCGAGCUCGUCGGGCAGCGCACAGGGGGUGCUUUGGACUUGUUCAGCGACCUCGAGCACUGUGGGUGAUGGAGGAACAGGAACGGCCAUCUCUAGAAGCAGCUCGACGUCGACAUCUCCAGCCACUGAUUCGGCCAUCCACACGGUGACUGUUCUAGCGACUCUAACGAUCAAUGCCAACGUCAACAUCGACAAUGACAUCGUCAAGCCAGGUCAAUUCUUCACACAAUAUCCCGGCCACGCCGACGAGCCCUGCGGUGUCGCUGAGCACGACAGCACUGUCAUUCACGUCUAUGUCGUCAAACGGCACUAUUGCUUCUGCGACAAACACCAGCGGGGCGGAGCCGCCAAUCCGUCUAUUCGGACCCGGAAUCCUUUUGGCGUUGGCUGUGUCUAA